AUUUGAUACCCCCCUGCCCAUCCCAUCCUAUCCCCUCUGCUUAUCAGAUCCUGGGGAUCGUGGGCUCACACUGUACCUACUGUUUUUUCCAUGUGCCAAGACGCAAGUCACUAGUAAAAGAAACGAAAGAAACACCCAAAAAAGCCAUGGCGCGUUUUGUGGAUUUGGAAGAGGACGAGGAUGUUGGGGCGGGCCCUGGCGGCUUUACCGUCAACGAUCCUCGUGCCGCUUCUGCACCUCAUCAUGAGGUCGUGCCGCCCAUUCCGCCUCCUGGUCCUCUUCAUCAUGACGACCCCCAGCAGAGUGAACUUUCUCAAAAAGAUCAGCAUCUUCUUCUCCUCAGGAAGCUCCAGUUGUUGUCUGCCAACAGCCGGAAUGGACCUUGGCCUCAUUCAUUGUACAACCCAGAGCCGCUAGGCACCAUGGACUCUUCUACCUUUCAGGCGCCUAUUACCAACGCCUUUCAGUGUUAUCCUGUUGUCGAAGCCAUUGCAUCUUCUAUCGACCUCAAUACCCUUGAUGCUCUUUCACGUACCUGUCGUCUCAUCCAUCAUGGCCUCAUUCAGUACCGUGCUACUCUGAUCAACUCUACCCUCCACUGCCAAAACGAAGAAGUCCCCGUUGAUGGCUCCGAAACCUUUCGCUACCGCGCUCGCGCUGGUAAUUGGUUUUACAUGGAAGAUGGGCGCAGCUACAAUGGCAAAUCAGGCGACUGCGCUCGCGAUAUGGUUGGCGAGUGCCGUCGAUGCGGCGAUGUGAUAUGCCGGAACUGCGCCAUCAAGCCACCGGCUUCCGUCGCCCUCAAGGAGAGGCAUAGGAGACUCUGCAAACCUUGUGUUCACGCACCUAUAGCCACUCUUAUCAAGGCGCCUGUAGAUUCAGAUGUACCACUGUCAUCGGAGUUGGUGUCGCGAGACGUCUGUAAGUGCGCCGACGAGGGCGUUUGGCUCUGUCAGCCAUGUGGGCGAAGCAUUCGUGCCGCAGAUCAUGACUACCAGCGUAUCUGGCGUUGGCGAAAUCAAUACGGUGAGGUUCUUGGUGGUCUUGGAACAGGCAUUGGCGAGGGCGUUCGUGGCGUCGUGUGUGGCCGCGAAGCAGAUUGCUGUGCCGCCAAAGAAGUCGAGCAUCAAGUAGACUGCGACGCCGAGGACGCCCGGGACGGCAAUGUCGCCCCGGCUCCGGCCCCGCAACAAGCUCCGGUUGACGCUCUGAUCGACCAGCUCCGUCUUACACAUGAGCGCACACCGUCACCGUCCCUCGGUCCUGGCUACCUUCGUCAUGAGAUCGAGGGCAUUGGCGGUGUUGUGAAGCGCAAACGUGUUCGCAUGGUGCGUGUUGGUCAUUGUGUCCCCGAGUGGGAUGAUGAGCGCACCAGCGGUAGUCGUAUCCUCGGCCGGGAGGUUAGAGGAGAACGUCGUUCGUGGUGUGGUUGGUGUAACCGUGUGAUUCCUGGUGAAAAGGAUCUCUUGAAUGAGCCACCCUCCUCAUCAUCUUCAAGUGCUGGAGGAAGCCGUCGCACAUCGACGUCGACUACUAGAUCGACUGAGAUGAAGUUGGAUUAGAACAAAAGUUGCUUCGUAUAGUUUUUCUUGAUUGAUUUAACGAAUGUUCGUAUAUAGGUGUGUAUCAACAUCUUGGAUUAGCUUUAAUUGUUUGCUAUGUGGGAACAAGGGGUACAUAUGGGACACAAUUGGAGAAUUGUUGGGCAUUGAAUGCCAUAAACUCGUCGGCAUACGCUAUUCAUGAUACAUGAAAUAGGGAGACAAGGGUAAAGAAUACAAGAGGCUAUUGUAUUCAGGGAGUUUUUGGUAUUUGGCAAUUAUACAGAUUUUUGCCCUCCCGUUGGGCCGGAAUCAACACUAUUCGCAUUUCACUUCAUUCCUUAUGACCAUAAUCCUACAUCAACC
Molecule: messenger RNA, 1907 nt
Organism: Fusarium odoratissimum NRRL 54006
Lineage: Eukaryota; Fungi; Ascomycota; Sordariomycetes; Hypocreales; Nectriaceae
Exons: 4
Coding region: 147-1562 (471 amino acids)
Source: RefSeq, a predicted model, not a curated record